Osmerus eperlanus (European smelt) is the source of this 4587-nucleotide messenger RNA. It is a transcript of the gene dennd3a, whose product is annotated as DENN/MADD domain containing 3a. The record is from RefSeq and is a predicted model, not a curated record. Gene Ontology annotation, biological process: regulation of Rab protein signal transduction. NCBI's taxonomy places the organism in Eukaryota, Metazoa, Chordata, Actinopteri, Osmeriformes, Osmeridae. The coding region runs from base 302 to 4159 and encodes 1285 amino acids. The transcript is spliced from 26 exons. Gene Ontology annotation, cellular component: cytoplasmic vesicle. Gene Ontology annotation, molecular function: protein binding.
UUACAGCAACAGUUGUCAGUCCGCUCUUCGGUCUGAUGGAUACAGUCUCGUCCUCGUCGCUCGCGGCUGCCAACACGGAGCAUAACGUUUACUGAGCUCUGUACGACAGAUUUAGACGGUGCUUUUUCAGUUUGUUAAUCCAUGAAUGCAAUUCGAAUUUGACUCCGUCGCUAAUCCAAGACCGUGGUUGAUGGAAACCUAAUAGCCUAACUUCAGGUCAUGGUCCAGCAAACUGUGCUGCUGAGGGGAGGAGGAAGAAACGGAGGAAGAGGAGAGCAGUGAGUGUGUGUGUGUGUGUGUGAUGACAGCCAUGGCAGAUCUACCAUCAGGUCUACUGGAGGCUUGUGUGGUGGUCGGAGCUUCCAGCGACAAACUGCAAGAACUCUACCAGUUACACAAGCAGGGCAAGGUGAAAGAGCUCCCCCAGCUGGAGGCAGAGGUACUGCAGGUCUACGCCCCGCCCUUCGUUGUCAAGGAAACCGGCGGCGAGGCGGGAGACCACGCCUUCAGCCGGGUCCAGAGGAGGCGAAGCUUCAUCAAGAAGAAGAGGGAGCGGCCGGCCCCGUCCAACGGACAACCGGCCAAUCACGGGGGGGCCACGGAGGAUAUCAGCGUUCCGAAAGACAUUGACCUCAUCGCUCUGCCACAGCUUUGUUUCCCUGGCGGUCUUCAGAUAACCAAUGAGCAGAAAGAAGAUUCGUAUCACUUCCUGGUCUUCACAGACGUGUUGGGCAGCAGAACUCAUGGAGUGGUUGUCCAGUACUACAGACCUAUACAGGAGGGCGGGAUCCAGAACGGCCAACGUUCGUCCUCCAAGUCCCGCCUGUACGCUUCGUACGCAGUGUGUGUCAUCUCUAAGUACCCCUACUACAACGCUCUGAGGGACUGCCUCUCCUGCUUGCUGGGCCAUCUGAAGCCAGGCUGGACGUGUGACUGUGAGGAGAAGGUGAAGGAGUUCUCAGCCACACUGACCCUGGUCCCCAUCCCUCCCCCUGGACAUCUGCAUGUGGUGUUCAACAUGAAGCCUCUCCAGGUGGUUCUGCCCUCCAGGGAGGACCAAGAGCGACCUGCUGUGGACCUGGACCUGCACCUGGCCUUCCUCUGCUUCAGGCCUGAACAGCUGCUACAGGUGCUGGCCAGCCUGCUGACGGAGCAGAGGGUCGUGUUGUUCUCCAGCGACUGGUCCCGGCUGACCCUGGUGUCCGAGGCCCUGCUGCUCUUCCUGCACCCCCUGUCCUGGCAGCACCCCUAUGUGCCCGUCCUCUCCUGCCAGAUGCUGGACUUCGUCAUGGCGCCCACUGCCUACCUGAUGGGAUGCCACCUGCAGCACUAUGAAGAGGUGGCAGCGGAGACUGAGGACCUGGUCCUAGUGAACAUAGAUGAGGGGAUGGUGGCGUGCAGCUGCUCAGAGACACUGGACCUGCCCGCCGUGCCUGUUGCAGCCAGGGACUGCUUCAUCUCCCGGGUGGGCACCCUCCAGAUGCACUACGACCUGGAGCGGUGCCACCAGGGCGCCAGCACAGACGUAAACGAGCAGCGCUCCCGGCGCAGAGCCUGGCAGAGGAGGCUCAACGCCCAGAUACUGAACAUCACCCUGGAGCUCAUCGUCAACAUCUUCAGGCAGGUCCAAGAGCAUCUGAACUACGAACAUCGAGUGUUUAACAGUGAGGAGUUCCUCAGGAGUAGAGAGCCUGCUGAACAGCCCUUCUACCGCAAGGUGCUGGACACACACAUCUUCCACUCCUUCCUGAGGGAUCGUCUGAACAGAAAGAUGGACGCCUUCACUCGGCUUGAGCUCAGCUCACGGACAGAGGCGUACAGACUGCGUGCGAUGACGGAGUCGCCCCGCCGGCCCACCAUGCAGGAGGUGGCCCGCUCCUACACCAGCCCAGACACCCGGCUCAGCAGCAAGCUGGGCCACAGCAUGCCCAACCUGGCAGGAGCCAGCCCCCCCACACUGCCCUUCAGACACGCCUCCCUCAAGAAGGUCAACCCCGACAGCGGACUGAAGAUUCUCCAGAAACCCGUCAAGAUAUUCCGUCUCCCAGAGUUCCCUCCCCCGCUGGCGUACCACUACGUUCAGAACUACUACUCAGAGAUGAUCGCUCUGCUGGGGAGGGCCAUCAACGCUGCCCCGCCCGAGGACUCCGCCCUUCUGGCCAGGUAUCACUACCUCAGGGGCCUGGUGUGCUCCGUGGCCGGACGUCGCCUCGACGCCCUGGACGAUUUCCAGACGCUCUACAAGACGGACACAGACAUCUUCCCCGCCGCGCUGGUCACCGCGCUGGUCGACUCGCUCCCGGAGGCGGAGCGGGGGCAGACGGAGCGCCGGCCGGAGCUCCAGCGCCUCAUCAGCCGCGUCAAGAGGGACACGGAGCAGGAGCGCGCCCUCCACGGCGACCAGGGGGCCGUCAAGCGCUUCCAGCUGCCGAAAAAGCACAUGCACCUGGAGCAGUUUGUGAGGCAUGUGCAGGAGUCUGGCAUCGUCAAGGACCAGGGCACCAUCCUCAGGCUGUUUGAUGCCCUCACUGUAGAUGAUGUGGAGGGGGCUGGCUCCCAGUCUGUCUUUUAUCUUGACUCCAACCUGGAGGGCCAGCAGAAACAGGUGGACCCGGAGCUGUUCCGCGUGUUCUACACCUUCUGGAAGGAGACGGAAGCGGAGGCCCAGGAAGUGGCGCUCCCUGCCGGCGUGGUGGAGCAGCUGGAGGCUAGCGAGUGCGUGUUCAAGCUCUCCUCCUCCGUCAAGACGUCCCGCGGCGUGGGCAAGAUCGCCAUGACGCAGCGCAGGCUCUUCCUGCUCACCGGAGGACGGCCCGGCUUCCUGGAGAUCACCAAGUUCAGGGAUAUCGAGGAGGUGAAGAUCUCUUCGGCUGCGUUUCUGCUGCUGCGGAUCCCCACCCUGAGGAUCCGCUCUCUGGGCAGGAAGGUGGUGUUCGAGGCCAACCUGAAGGGCGAGUCCGAGCUGUGGAACCUCAUGGUGAAGGAGAUGUGGGGUGGACGCAAGAUGGCCGACGAGCACAAGGACCCCCAGUUCAUGCAGCAGGCCCUGACUAACUCUCUGCUCAUGGAUGCAGUGGUGGGCUGCCUGCAAAGCACCAGGGCCAUCUACGCUGCCUCCAAACUAGCCUACUUUGACAAGAUGAAGACAGAGGUACCAAUGAUGGUUCCCAAAACCACGGCAGAGACUCUGAAGCACAAGAUCAACCCCUCCCUGGAUCUGACCUCCGCACAGGCUGUGGAUGUUCUACUCUACACACCAGGCCAGCUGGGGGGGGGCGACUCGGAGGGAGACGGGAACCCCAAGCUGUGGGUUGCCCUUAGCAAUGGGAAGGUGGUGGUUUUUGACGCAGCCAGCUGGUCCAUGCUGCAGACCUGCGUCCAAGCAGGCUCCGCCCCCCUGAACUGCAUGCUGGGAGUGGACAGUGGGCAGGUGUGGGUGGGCUCCCAGGACUCCGUCAUCUACAUCAUCAGCACGAGGAGCAUGUCAUGUAACAAGCAACUGACCGACCACCGGGCCGAGGUCACGGGCCUGGCCCUGGGGGAACGCUCCGAGAGAUACAGCCCCAAGGUGGCGUACUCGUGUGGGGCGGACGGCGUGGUGAUGGCGUGGGACGUGGCAUCCCUGCAAAUAAGGAAGAAGUUCCAUCUCUCCUGUGACCGUCUGCAGUCCCUGCAGCUCUGCAGGGGGGCGCUCUGGUGCUGUGCCAGGGACUGUGUGAUGGAGGUUUUGAAGACGGGCAGUGUGAACCGCAGGACGGCUCUGCCAGAGCAGACCAGAGGAUCCACAUCAGCCUUCAGCUGGCUGCUCAUGCUGCCUGAGCUGGAGCAGCUGUGGACGGCGUGUGUGGACUCGGGGGAGGUGUGUGUGUGGCUCCUCACCGAGCUCUCCAAGCCAUUCCAUAGAAUUCUACUCCCAGAAUGCACUGGGGUCACCUGCAUGAUCAGGGUCAAGAACCAGGUCUGGGUGGGGGGCCGGGGCAGGAGCGGGGGGAAGACCCGGGGGAAGACCUUCGUGCUGGACCCAGAGCGCCACCUGGUGGAGAAGGAGCUGGUUGCCCACAACGACACCGUGCAGACGUUGUGCUCCGCGGAAGACCGCUAUGUUCUGAGCGGCGCCGCCCGCGAGGAUGGCAAGAUCGCCAUCUGGAAGGUGGAGUAGAGUAGCACAGUAGCCUACUGGUGGCUGAAGGACAGAAACACACUGCCACUGCCCCCUGUUGGCUGAAGGACAGAAACACACUGCUACUGCCCCCUGGUGGUAGGACUAGCACAGCUCAGGGGCAGUGCCGGCAGCAGGGAGAAUUUGUACUUCUCAGAUAUUGCCAUGGUAAACUCUUGCUGCUCUUUAAGUGUUUAUUCACCUGACUUAGGCCUUAUCAGAUGUAGGAAUGUUUAGAUAUUGUGUCCAGUGUAACAAAACUACAGACUGUAUUUAUAUAUGACUUAGCACUUUACAUGGACCCUUUUUAUAUAUUCAAACACUCUUAUUGAAACUAAAUCUGUUGUAGAUGUAGUAAUUACAUUUUUGUUCAAUGUAUUUUCUAACCAUGUUAAAUGAAGGACAAUAAAGAACGUUUAAUAUAUUUA